Messenger RNA from Sinocyclocheilus rhinocerous, 1460 nucleotides. RefSeq names its product Krueppel-like factor 2. The record is from RefSeq and is a predicted model, not a curated record. Gene Ontology annotation, molecular function: DNA-binding transcription factor activity, RNA polymerase II-specific; RNA polymerase II cis-regulatory region sequence-specific DNA binding. Bases 271 to 1374 code for a protein of 367 amino acids. Lineage: Eukaryota; Metazoa; Chordata; Actinopteri; Cypriniformes; Cyprinidae. Gene Ontology annotation, biological process: regulation of transcription by RNA polymerase II. The transcript is spliced from 3 exons.
GCUGUCCGGCACUGAGAGACUGUGGACCUGUGGAGAGAGCGCACGGUGCCUUAUAUACCGCCUAUAUCUGGGAACCCUGAACGCGGUUUCCUCCGCUCACACAAUUGGUCCAGGAGAAGUAUUUAUUAGGUAGGAGGCGCUCCUGCCAGACACACUUUGUUCAUGACUCUGGAAGUCCACUCGAGGGAAAAGCGCAGCGCAGUUUGACAUCUGUCCGGGAGCAAGUGCAACAAUACAGAAGAAAAUUACAACUCGAUACGCAUCUUGGAAAUGGCUUUACAUUGCCUUUUGCCUUCGAUUUCAACGUUUGCAAACCAGAAGGAGAAACUUUGGGAGGAUAGGUGGAAAUGUGAGGAGGACAAACCACUGAGCGGCGGCUGCCCUCUGCUCAACGUGGCACAGAACAUGGACACUUGUCGUGGCCGCAAGGAUGACGAGGAUCUGAGUAAUUAUUUGGACCUGGAGUUUAUCCUGGCCAACACAACAGGACCUCUAGAGGCGGGAGCUGAGUACGUCUCACACGCGGAGCCAUGCAGCAUGUACUCGACGGGAGCGUAUGUGCCUCCGGAGCAAUGCACCGCACCUCCUCCGCCGUACUCCAGCAGCCUCAUGGCCGAGCUUCUGAGAUCCGACGUGGACAACUCCUACGAUGGCACCAUUCAGGGAAGAUUCAUCAUCAACUCGUUCCCCAGACAGGACUUUGUUGAUAUCAAAGUCGAGCCACCAAUGGACGGUUACGGGCCGGUGAUGGGCAUGGUGCAGCAGAGCUGCCAAAAAAUCAAACAAGAGGGCAACGUUUCAUGCAUGAUGUCUUUCGAGCAACCCAGACUGGCCGUUUCUCCACAGGCGACGGGGAAUAUGACGCCUCCUUUGAGUCCGGAUGACUCCCAUCUGCGCCAAACCGCAUUUCCGCAGGCUUUCCAUCACUCGCCUCCGGCUUACGCUCAAAUGCAGAUCCCCUACACGGCGCCGCACCAGUUCGGCAUGUUCGAGGACGCCAUGGGGAUGCAACCCAACAUGCAAAGAGCUCUUCUGACUCCUCCAUCCUCCCCGCUGGAUCUAAUGGAGUCCAAACCCAAGCGAGGGCGACGCACCUGGCCGAGGAAGCGCACGGCGACACACACCUGCACCUACGCCGGCUGCGGCAAGACGUACACCAAGAGCUCGCAUUUGAAGGCGCAUCACCGAACCCACACCGGUGAGAAACCGUACCACUGCAACUGGGAGGGAUGCGGAUGGAAAUUCGCCCGUUCCGAUGAGUUGACGCGUCAUUUCCGCAAACACACGGGCCAUCGGCCGUUCCAGUGCCACAUGUGCGAACGCGCCUUCUCCCGCUCCGACCACCUGGCGCUGCAUAUGAAGAGACACCUGUGAGGACUGGAUCCACAACCACAUAACUGCCUUAUUUAAUGACUUAAAGCAUAAAUAAAUAUAUCGUCAUACACUUUUAAAAAUAAAGG